Messenger RNA from Hibiscus syriacus, 414 nucleotides. RefSeq names its product BURP domain protein RD22-like. The transcript has 2 exons. The coding region runs from base 1 to 414 and encodes 137 amino acids. Lineage: Eukaryota; Viridiplantae; Streptophyta; Magnoliopsida; Malvales; Malvaceae. The record is from RefSeq and is a predicted model, not a curated record.
AUGUUUAGAAAAAAUAAAGAGGCUGAAGCAAAUGGCAAAGCUAUCUUUUUCUUGGAAAACCAACUACCCGUCGGUAGGACGUUGAAAGUAAACGAGAUCUUGAAGACAAGGAACAAGGCUUCGUUCUUGCCUCGUCAAAUUGCACAAUCAAUACCCUUUUCCAGCCGGAAGUUCCUAGAAACCUUCAAGUAUUUCUCACUGGAACCAAAGUCCGGCGAGGCUAAUCUAAUAAAACAAACCAUUCAAAACUGCGAAAUACCAGCCAUGAAAGGUGAACAAAGGUACUGCGCUACAUCUUUAGAAUCCUUGAUCGACUGGACCGUUUCCAAACUCGGGAAAAACUUCCACGUUUUGUCCAACUAUGUAGAGAAAGAGAUCGAAAACCGAGUGUUUGCCCUCGUCGUGUUAAGAUAG